AUGUCGGCGCCGCCACCAACAGCACGACUUGGCUUCCCAUUGCCCGCCGAACUCCUGGAAGAGGUCCUUCUCCAACUGCCUCACAUCCGCGAUAUCGCCCGCUGCAAAGCCGUCUGCCGCCAGUUUCGCGACGCUAUCAAGACCUCACCCUCUUUCCGCUUCAUGCCAUUCUUCCCCUUCGCCGAUGACAAGCGCGUCAUGAAAACCGUCUUCAGCAAGCGCAACCUAUUCUACGGCCAGCCGUCUCCUUUCGUUACCUGCAUCAACCCCAUCUUCGCCAUGCAAGUCGUCAAUCUGAGGAUCAGCUACGGCGAGUUGUUCGGCUGCUGGUGGACGAGCAGCACUGACUCCCCAUCUUACAACCCCGUCACCGGCAUUGUCCGCAUCCGCUGGCAACUCGCGAGAGAUGCCUCCUUCGGGCGACCUCGCAUCACGUCCAAGAAGAUCCUCAACAUGCGCAUCGACCACCCUCGAGUGCGUACUUGGAUGGACAUGUGCAUCCGGAGCGUUCCGAAAAUGAGCGGGGAGAUCAAGCCAGAGACGACCAUCAGGGAGUUCCUCGAGUGGUCUGAUGUGUUGGAUCUGGACGAGAAGCGGGCCAGUAACCUGUUCGUCAAGGAACCCAUCAUUCACGCUUGA
Zasmidium cellare ATCC 36951 is the source of this 639-nucleotide messenger RNA. RefSeq lists its product as uncharacterized. The transcript has a single exon. Gene Ontology annotation, molecular function: protein binding. The record is from RefSeq and is a predicted model, not a curated record. NCBI's taxonomy places the organism in Eukaryota, Fungi, Ascomycota, Dothideomycetes, Mycosphaerellales, Mycosphaerellaceae. Bases 1 to 639 code for a protein of 212 amino acids.